Sugiyamaella lignohabitans is the source of this 1479-nucleotide messenger RNA. It is a transcript of the gene NAB2, whose product is annotated as mRNA-binding protein NAB2. The transcript has a single exon. The coding region runs from base 1 to 1479 and encodes 492 amino acids. NCBI's taxonomy places the organism in Eukaryota, Fungi, Ascomycota, Dipodascomycetes, Dipodascales, Trichomonascaceae. Gene Ontology annotation, cellular component: cytoplasm; nucleus. The record is from RefSeq and is a predicted model, not a curated record. Gene Ontology annotation, biological process: regulation of mRNA stability. Gene Ontology annotation, molecular function: poly(A) binding; zinc ion binding.
AUGUCAGUAGUUCUUCAGGCAGACUCACCACAAGCAAAACAGCUGGAACAGUUAGUUCUAGAGAAUAUCGGUACUUUUGGGAUUGAAGACGAUCCUGAUUUCAUUGCCCAGUAUAUUGUGUUGAUGAUUACAAACGGUAAAACUGAAAACGAGAUAUCUGAAGAAUUAGGUGGUCUAUUAGGUGACAAAUUUAGAGAUGGAGAGUUUUCGCGAUGGCUAUUUCAAAAUGCCCAAUCUAUUGUUUCUGGGGCUACAGAUAGCAAUAUGACUGAACAAGAGCAACAGCCUAAUUCAGAGCCUGUUUAUGGCGAAUAUGACAAUAAUAGCACAAAUCAAGGUAGCGGCUUACGAAGUAACGCCAAUCUAGCAAACUCGGGUAAUUUCAAUCCAAGAUCAUUCAAAGGCGGAUUUAAAAAUAAUAUCAAUGGUGGAAUCUCGAAAAAUUCCAAUGGUGGCAUGAAAAUCAGAGGCGGUGCUGGAUUCAAAAGAAAUGGAGGUUUCAACAGUCAGAAUGUCGCGCUAGCUGCGUCUGCUGGAAAUUUCAAUAUUGGUGGUAUGGGCAGUGGCUUCAUCGCCCCGGGAGAAAAUGGGGCUUAUCAAGCUGACAACGCUAUGGAACUUGGUAAUGCGUUCAGGCCACGCUUAAUUAUGGAGCGAUGUGAAAACUGGCCGAAUUGCCCUAAUUAUCCUUGCGAGUAUGUUCAUCCGUCUCGUCCUUGUAAGAUGUACCCGAACUGUCAAAAGCAACCAGGGAAGUGUAAUUUUGUUCAUAUUGGAGAGGAUGAGGGACCAAGUACAGGAUUCAAGUUUCCACUGCCCCCUCCUGAUGUUUUGGAAACUCUUCGAGAGCAACACGCGAGUUUCCUAGAGCAGCAAAAGAACUUGGCUUCGCAAGGGUAUUCUUAUUUGAAUAAUCAGCAAAAGCAUCAAUAUGUGCCUAAAGCACCACCUAUUGUCCUUUGUAAAUAUGCUGAUCGGUGUAUUAAUAAGGCCUGUCCAUGCGGGCAUCCAACUCCUGCCAAUGAUAAUGCAAAAGUUACACAGUUAGAAUGGUGUGCAGAUUCCAAAAAUUGUCAAAAUGUUGAAUGCGAUAAAGCUCAUCCGUCGGGAAGUCUCGUAAGGGUUCCUGCACCCCUGCCAACUGAACGAUCUCUGGAAACUUGUAAGUUUGGUGCUCGUUGUACAAACACAAAUUGUCGUUAUCGUCAUCCUACUAGCCCAGUUCUCUGUCGUGAUGGGGCCGAAUGUACACGUAUCGACUGUAUGUUUACUCAUCCCACUCAAGAAAUGUGCAGGUUUGGUGUCAAUUGUAGGAAAUACAACUGCCGUUUCCAACAUCCGGAAGGUCAUGGUACUACGUCAGCUGUUUGGGUUAAGGACCAGAAGAAUACCGGUUCAACUAGUGAAAGACAAUUUGCUGAAUCUGAGGAUCAAGUAAUGGAGACAAUUAUCCCGGCUGCCGAACAGCCUGCCAGCUAA